AUGCAAUCUCAUGAAGCCCCCGGCCCGCCUGGUGACAAGAAAGAAGAUGAGAAGGACGACCAGAAGGAAAACAAAAUGGAGGACCGUUUGCGAGAAAUGUGGGCAAAAGUCCUUCAACAGCCCAUUCACACACUUGAAGCAAGUUCGAAUUUUUUCCUAUCUGGAGGCGACUCUCUAUUGGCAAUACACCUAGGUGCUCUAGCUCACGAAAAUCUCUGGCACUUGACCUUCCAGGAUGUAUACACUCAUCCGAUCUUAAGCGACAUGGCCCAAAUGGUCCGCCCUCUGAAAAAGCUACCCCUCGAGUCAGACCCAAAGCCUCAGCUUGAAAUCCCAAACCCGGUUAGGUCCUUGAUUGCAAAGGAAGUCAAAGUUGACAGCAAUGUAAUCCAGUUCAUAUGCCCUGCUAGUGCAACCCAAGAGGGCUUCAUAGCCCUUGCUGCAACUAAUGGUGACGCGCACAUCAUCCGAUACACAUUCAUCGUUCCGCGUGAGGUCGAUCUCCCUCAACUCAAAGAAUCCUGGCGACGCGUUGUGAAGGCUCAUCAGAUCUUACGAACGCGUUUUUACCACACGGCGACCGGAAUGUAUCAGGUUGUGCUGAAUGAUGACUUUCAUUGGGAGACACAAGAUAUAGAGAGUUCUACCUCUAUCAAAGAUAAGAUCAACAAUGACUUUCAUAAUUUGAAUGGUCCACUGAGCCGCUUCUAUUUGCUGACCCAUGAUGACAAUUCUCAUCUGUUGGUAUGGGCUGUCAGUCGCGCGUUGACUGACGAUUGUACAAGCUCUCAAAUCUUUGCAGAAGUCCAUGCGGCGUAUGUACAUAAUUCUGAAAUACCUCCAGAGCGGCCUUUUAGUGUGUUCACCCAGGCAGAUGGCACCAUGCCUUUUGAGAAGAUCAGUUACUUCUGGAAAGAACAGUUAAAUCGUGGAACAGUUGUCGAAUAUCCAGUCUUACCAUUUUCACAGUUUCAACCCAUUACAAGUUCGCAACUCUUGGACCAAUUUUGUGUUUCCUGCCCUUUGGCUCCGUCCCAGUAUACCUUCGCUUUGAGGGUCCGAGCCGCGUGGGCAAUUACCGUUAGCGAAGUCACACAGUACCGCCAUGUACUUUUCGGCCUUAGCUUGGGUGGUCGUAAUGGAUUUCACAACGUGGCCGGUCCAACAGCGACGACUGUUCCUCUUCGUAUUCUCGUCAAGCCAGACCAGCCUCUUACUGAGUUCCUAGGGAUUCUCCAGCAACAAGCCCUGGAUAUGAUGCCGUAUGAACACACUGGAAUGAAUUGCAUUGCAAAAAUUGGGGCUUCCUGCCCUCGAUCAUACUCUUACAAGGUUCAGAAUUUGCUCAUCGUUCAAGUUCCCCAAGAUGUAAAAUCACGCCCCCAAGCGGGCAAUACGGGAUGGAUCUAUCCAAACAGAACUGAUACAGUUUGGCCAUAUGCGCUCGUUGUUCAUGUCCGACCUGAAGUUGCAGCGGUGGAGAUUUUGAUGGAAUACGAUGACAAAGUUUUUAACAAAGAGGAGAUACAAGGCCUCAUGACCCUUUUCUCACUCAUUCUCUUACGAAUUCUCGGAGGUCCAGAGAGUCAAACUGUCGGUGAGAUACUUACUGGGCUAUCACCUCCCACCAAGGGAACAGAACCUUGCCAAGAUGGCAGAAUGAUUGAGUAUUGCGGUCGCUCCUUCGAUGCUACAAAAAUCGAAAAUCAGAUAGCAGAUAUCAUUGGAAUUGAUCAGUCUUCAUGCUAUGUGAAGCUUCUCCAGCUCGGCAAGGAGGCGAAUGAUGUUGUUUUGAGCACAUUUAUUGACACAUGCAGCAGCGACGCUGAUGGCUUCGCGCAAUAUGUCUCAAUACUGGAGGCUGAGCUCGGCAAACAUCUUCCUACUCAUAUGACUCCAGGACUCUACCUUCCAUUUCCAAUUGUCCACGAGCUAUCACCUCACCAGCGACAGCUCAUCAACUCAAAAUAUUCACAGAAAACAACAUUCAACUCUUCAUCCUCAUUUGUCAUGUCUUCCAUUGGAUGCCUCACCCUUGCAGAAGAUAUACUCAUUGACUGCUGGGAGCAGGUUCUCGGUAUUAAAAUCGUCUCCUUAGAUGCAAAUUUUGUUUCGUUAGGUGGUGAUUCAAUCAAGGCUGUACGGCUAACCCAUGCUGCUCGAGUAGCCAACCUGCAAUUAUCAGUCAAUACUGUUCUCCGGAAGCCAGUGUUGAGGCACAUGGCUGUAGCUGCAUCAAUCAUUGAAAUGACACCCAAUAGAGAAAACGCCUUAUCAACAGCAUGUGAUCUCAGUGCACUCAAAGAAUCGAAGUCCUUUCUUGUCGACACAGGUGAAUGCAAUUCACAGGCGAUAUUUCCCGUCACUCCGUACCAAAAUUCAACAUUUUCCGAUUCUUUGCGUAAUUCAGGAAGCUGUGUGCUACAAAGUCUAUACAGACUCUACUCCGAAUUUGAUGUCAAGAAAUUUGAGCGGGCCUGGAAUCGGGUCUGUGUCGAAUUCCCUAGCUUGCGGACCACAUUAGUUCACGCCAAAAAUGGUAGCUUGCUUCAAGUCAUUUCCAGUGAAGUGACAAAGCCCGAGAAACUUCAAUUUGCAAACCUCGAUGACCUCAAAAAUCACAUGAAACAUAUCCUUCCUACAGUGACCCAGCUUGAUGCUUGCUUAAGCCAAAUCAUCCUAGCUGACGUUGGACCGCAAAAAGAACUAGAAAGGUACAUGGUGUUGUCCAUACACCAAGCCAUUUUCGAUGCUCACACCCUAGUGCGAAUCCACAAAGCUCUCAUACAGGCAUACCAUGAUGAUGGCAUUCUAACCCACUCUGUCGCACUUGGAGAGUAUGUUACCUUCCUUGAUAGCCAAAACACCGCCAUGGCAUCAAGAUAUUGGAGGCACUAUCUCAAAGGCGCAGAGGCAACAAUCUUCCCUCCCUAUCCAUCCCGUGAUUACAUUACCCAUCCAGAUCAGGAACAUAAAGUUAUUUUACGACUUCGACAAUCUCCAAUUCAGACAAUCACAAUUCCAACCGUCAUCCGGGCUGCAUGGGGAAUACUCUUAACAACCCUCACUCGCACCCGCGACGCAACCUACUGCGAGCUAGACAGUGGCCGCACAGCCAAAAAAGACAACAUAGAGCAUUACGCAGGUCCGACCUCAAACUUAAUCCCCAUCCGAGUCAAAGUCGAAAGCAAGCUGAAUUUGACGAUCCGAAACUUCCUGGGUGAGAUCCAAAUCCAAACUUCGAGAAUGAGACCCUACACAGGACUGGGGCUUGAAACGAUCGCAUCCUUCCUACCGGAAAAUUUCAAGCUCUUUGAUUUCCACAGCUUGCUUGUUAUUCACAAUGAUACUGGAAAGGAGAAGGUGCCGGAGAAGGAUAUUCCCAUGCGUGCUAUGAGCAGUUCUAUGAAAUUGGAUGGUUGUCUUGGACUUAUGUUACAAUGUGUUAUUACGACUGGGGGAGUGUGUAUGAAUAUUCGAUGGGAUGAGAUGUUGAUCUCCAACAGUCUCAUUGAGAUCUUAUGUUUAAGAAUGGAGUUCUUGUUACGGGCUAUGGUUGAGGGGAAUCCACUUGUCACUGUGGAGGAGCUUCGAGGGAAGUGUUGUUCCUUGUGA
Penicillium malachiteum is the source of this 3615-nucleotide messenger RNA. RefSeq names its product acetyl-CoA synthetase-like protein. NCBI's taxonomy places the organism in Eukaryota, Fungi, Ascomycota, Eurotiomycetes, Eurotiales, Aspergillaceae. The transcript has a single exon. Gene Ontology annotation, biological process: amino acid activation for nonribosomal peptide biosynthetic process; secondary metabolite biosynthetic process. Bases 1 to 3615 code for a protein of 1204 amino acids. Gene Ontology annotation, molecular function: phosphopantetheine binding; catalytic activity. Gene Ontology annotation, cellular component: cytoplasm. The record is from RefSeq and is a predicted model, not a curated record.